Molecule: messenger RNA, 1386 nt
Organism: Centruroides sculpturatus (bark scorpion)
Lineage: Eukaryota; Metazoa; Arthropoda; Arachnida; Scorpiones; Buthidae
Exons: 10
Coding region: 1-1386 (461 amino acids)
Molecular function (GO): acyltransferase activity, transferring groups other than amino-acyl groups
Source: RefSeq, a predicted model, not a curated record
AUGCAGUACGAAAGGUUUCUUAAUUACUUCUUAAUCUUGACGCUCUUUUUGUGUUACGCGAAAUGCAACAAUACAAAUGUUGAAGACGUCGAUGAUUUCCAACAAACGUCGAUGAUGUUAGAAAAUGCGGAGAUGAGAAUCAAAACGGCUUUGAAGUCUGUCUUAAAGCGCAGUCUUCCUUAUCUGAUGAGAAUUUUCGAAGAAGUGAACGUAUCUUCACCUUGCAUGAAGUCUUCCGUUCUCUUCCUGAAAGACUUGAUGAAGCUGAAAGAAUGGCCUCUUCGAAUGAUUGAUUCUUUUGGAAAAUUACCGGCAGGAAUGUUAGGAAUGACACAGUGGAUGUCAGGAGAUUAUGACCAGUGUUUGGACAUAGAAAUUCCUCAAGAUAAAAAACAGAUUACCGAUAAAGAAAAGGAACAGAUUCGAGGCAAAUACUGUGCCCUGACAAUUGGAAUGCAAGAAUCACUGAAACAUAUUGCAAAGUCGAUUCAUAAGUUGGAAAAUAAUUCAUUGAUUAAACUUGCAAAAGAGAUUAUUAAACCAAUAAAGCUUGAAGACUUAUUUAAUAUAGACGUUGCCAAAAUGAAAAUGGGAAUACGUUUGGAUGUGUGCAUUCCGAGUACAUGCAUUGAUAAGGACUUAAGAAACAUUGGGAAUUGGAGUAAAUUUUUUGAGUAUAUUCUCGGAGCUUCACCUUAUAAAUCUCUACAUAAUUUAUAUUCGACGAAUCUUGACGAAAGUACAAAGUCGAUGUGCGGUGUAAAAUUUCUUCUAGUAAAUAUUGUGGUGUUGGGACAUGUAUGCGUAUUAGCAUUGUUUUUCCCCACAUUAGGAGAUAAAUAUUCUAAUAUCUUCAAGCACGUGGAUCUUCUUUUAUUCGAAAUUAUUCUCCAAGGCGUCACUAUGAUAGAAGCAUUUUUCUUCUACAGCGGGUUUAUGGUAAUGUAUCUGAGACAAAAAACUGGACGAAACUCUGCGAAAUACUAUAUCAUGUUUUUAGUCAAGCGAAUUAUCAGAUAUACACUUCCGAUAUUCUUCGUUUUGGGCUUCGCAAUUCUUCUGCCUCUUCUUGGAGAAGGUCCUCAUUGGCAUAAUAUUAUUAUUCAGGAAAAACACAUGGAAAAUGAAUGGUGGAAAUAUAUCAGCCAUAUUCAUAUUUACGAAAACGAUGGAUCCAUGGAGUUUUUCAACGUAUUAUGGUUCCUCAGCGUGUUGCUGCAACUUUCCAUCUUAAUGUCACUGUUAUUAUAUAUUGUUGACAGAUGGCCCAGUUUUGGAAGACUCGCCAUAAUUGUAUUAAUGUUAACAGGGAUUAUCAUGUAUAUAGUUGAUGUAGUUUCAAACAGAUAUUACUUGAUGCUUGGAAUACCUGCAGCUUCUGAGUAA